Messenger RNA from Sinocyclocheilus grahami, 2806 nucleotides. Its product is annotated as mitogen-activated protein kinase kinase kinase 13-like. Bases 148 to 2442 code for a protein of 764 amino acids. The record is from RefSeq and is a predicted model, not a curated record. Gene Ontology annotation, cellular component: cytoplasm. Lineage: Eukaryota; Metazoa; Chordata; Actinopteri; Cypriniformes; Cyprinidae. Gene Ontology annotation, molecular function: ATP binding; MAP kinase kinase kinase activity. The transcript is spliced from 14 exons. Gene Ontology annotation, biological process: JNK cascade; protein autophosphorylation.
GUCUCUCGGCCGGCUGCUUUCAGCUGUUUCUCUGCUGAAGGAGGAUCAUGCACGGCAGCGCCGUCAGCUGUGUGUCAUAAACCCCAACAGAAUUCAUCUGUAAAGCCUUGCCGCUCAUUUCCCGUUGGGUGAGGAGGGCAUCUGCCCAUGCACACGCACAGCACCAUGGGAAGCUCCCCGGAGGUGCUGUCCUGGACGUCCUGUAGCAGCCUGCUGGUGGGGAAGCUGAAGGAGGAGCUGAAGCUCACGGUCGUCGGUGACUCCAUGAAGAAAACCAACAGUAACAUUUCUCCUCAAGCGCUGCUUCCGCCAGCACCACCUCCACCGCAGAUCAUCGCAGACUUGGCUCCUCCCACCACCCUUCCCAUGCCGCUGCAACAGCUGCAGCCCCCCUGCAGGGACGCCGAGCCGGGUGGCACCAGCCCGCCGUGCACGGCCCUCAGCGAGGACUCGACGCGGGAGCAGGGACACUUCGAAAACAGUGUGCUGCAGCUGCAGGAGCACGAGGAGGCCGAGACGCCGGGGUCCUGCGGUCAGGGAGGCUGCGGAAGCGGCGGGGAGGAAAAAAACCAGGAGGGCGGGUGUCCGAUGGACCACAGCGGGGACGACACGCACCACCAUCCACAUGAUGACAUCAAACUGCACUUUCAUAGAGCCGGGACGGGAAGCGGCGGAUUCCUAGAGGGGCUGUUCGGAUGUUUGAGACCCGUGUGGAAUAUUAUCGGGAAAACAUACUCGACUGAGUACAAACUUCAGCAGCAAGACAUGUGGGAGGUGCCGUUUGAGGAGAUCUCUGAGCUGCAGUGGCUAGGCAGCGGAGCUCAGGGCGCCGUGUUCCUCGGAAAGUUAUGCUCCGAAGAGGUCGCCAUCAAGAAAGUCAGAGAGCAGAAGGAGACGGAUAUCAAACACCUGCGGAAGCUGAAGCACCCCAACAUCAUCAGCUUCAAGGGUAUUUGCACGCAGGCCCCGUGUUACUGCAUCAUCAUGGAGUAUUGUGCUCAAGGGCAGCUGUACGAGGUUCUCAGGGCCGGUCGUAAGAUCACACCACGGCUGCUGGUGGACUGGGCCUCAGGGAUCGCCAGCGGCAUGAACUACCUGCACCUCCACAAGAUCAUCCACAGAGACCUCAAAUCACCAAAUGUGCUAGUCACUCAAAAUGACAACGUGAAGAUCUCAGACUUUGGAACAUCUAAAGAGCUCAGUGACAAGAGUAUGAAGAUGUCAUUUGCCGGUACGGUGGCCUGGAUGGCUCCCGAAGUGAUCCGGAAUGAGCCGGUGUCGGAGAAAGUAGAUAUUUGGUCAUUCGGGGUGGUGUUAUGGGAGCUGCUGACUGGUGAGAUCCCCUAUAAGGACGUGGACUCGUCUGCCAUCAUCUGGGGUGUGGGGAGUAACAGCCUCCAUCUGCCUGUGCCGUCCACCUGUCCCGACGGCUUCAAGAUCCUCAUGAAACAGACCUGUUCGGACAUUGCGACGGAGUGGAGAGAGGAGGUGAAGAAGCAUUUCGAGAAGAUCAAGAGUGAAGGCACCUGCAUCCAUCGACUGGACGAGGAGCUGAUCCGCCGCAGAAGAGACGAGCUCAGACACGCUCUGGAUAUCCGAGAGCAUUACGAGAGGAAACUGGAGCGAGCCAAUAACCUGUACAUGGAGCUCAGCGCUAUCAUGCUGCAGCUGGAGGUGCGAGAGAAAGAGCUGCUCAAAGCUUGUUUGCGCAACUGGCCUCUUCCGGCUCCGUCCCCGUUGUCAGGUAGCCCAAAAGUGUCCACUCCGCCUGGGAAAGCCCGGUACCGCAGUAAACCCCGCCACCGGAGGGCCAACAGCAAAGGGAGUCACAGUGAGUUCCCAGGGGCCCUCAAACUCAAUUCAGGGCCGUCGGAGGAGCAGCAGCCCCUACAGGAGCAAAGCUACCUUCACCAUCAUCACCCUCCGCCCGAGGGCCCGCUGUUACCGGUGCAGAACCGUAUUUUUACUUUAAAAAUUGGGAGAGACGAGUCUUCUGAGGAAGAGGAAGGAGAGGUUGACAGUGAGGUGGAGUUUCCACGCAGACAGCGGCCUCAUCGCUGCAUGAGCGGCUUCCAGUCGUACUCCACCUUCAGCUCGGAGAACCUGUCGGUGUCUGACGGCGAGGAGGGAAACACCAGCGAUCGCUCGCACAGCGGCCCGCUGGAGCAGCUCAGCGCCAGUCAGGAGGAGCAUCUGGACGAGCUCCUGUCCCACACGCCUGAGAUCCCCAUCGACAUCUCCACGCAGUCCGACGGCCUGUCCGAUAAAGAGUGCGCCGUCCGCCGGGUCAAGACCCAGAUCUCUCUGGGCAAACUGUGUGCUGAUGAGCACAGCUACGAGAAUCCGCUGCAUUUCGGAGAUUCCGACUGUGACACGUCGGAUGCGGAAUGUUCCGACACCACCAUCAGGAACAAACAGCCCUGCGCUCCUUCAUCCUGGUGAACGCCAGCCUUCGGAGGAAACACGGCAAUAAUCCACGCCUGACCCAUCUGAUCAGCCCUUCCCAUAAUCCCCCUCUCUCUCUCUCUCUCUCUCUCUCUCUCUCUCUCUCUCUGAGCAUCUCAGGCAGAUUCCUCUGAAGUGAUAAUGUAGCUAGAGUAACAUGCAUAACUUAUUUUAUUACGAGCCAGAGGAAACGCAAAACGAAAUCAGGAACUCAGACUUACUCGGAGUAUUAAUGCGCUGAAGUGUUCAAGGCAACUCGAUUCCAGUUAGCUAGUUAGAAGAUUAUUGAAGUCUGCAAGAAUGUGUGUAUAUAUAUAUAUAUGUCCGCAGGUACGUGAGUGAAAGUGUUAAAGGGAUAGUU